UACCAAUUCCUCAGUCCUCAGAAUGUCACCCUGUGUGGUACAUUUUUUUGUAACUCAAUAUGUGCACACGUACUUGGAUUGAAGUUGAACAGCUUCCUCAGUUGGGUGACUGGCGUGCGGAGUUGUUUUGCAGUCCCCCCCCUGGACAAGUCCAAGAAUAGAGCCUCGGAUGACUGGAAUAGUUUCCACAAUGCAGGGUAACGUAGAUCUGUAUGUGCUCCAACGCCAAGUCAGUUGAAAAUACAGAGACCGUAUAUUACAAAUUUGUCUUGACAUUUUAACAGAUCAUAAGAAUAGAUGUGGCAUUUAGGUUGAAUGUUGCCGUAUGUGAUCUGAAAUCUGAACCGUAACCGGGUGUGAAACAGCAUUAGACAAAAGCAGGAUACGUAGCUGAUUGGUCAGCAGAGCAGAGAAGGUGGAGUACACAACAUGGUAUUUUCACUUAGUAUAAAUAGGGUCCUGGGACGGGAUGACUGACAAGUCAGACAACAGCUUGCUGCUUAUUGGAGUUUACGUUCAAUCACUCAACGGCAAAUACCAACACGGAGAUGUCGAGUACAACUCUCCUUCCGGCGGCGGGCCUCGGGUCGAUGGCCCGCUCAGCAGGACUUGCAGAGAUUGCUGUCCGGCUCUGCUUGAACCAACGUAGACAACUGUGUCCUUAUGUGUGGGUUCCCAUUCUGAAGCCCCAGCGCCCUUGCAUCCGUCCUUCACUUCCAGAUCAGCCAUCUUCUGGCAUCCCGGGCCGCGCCUCUCCGCCCGGCGCUCCCCCAUCUCCCUACGACGACCUGUACGACGACGACGACGACGGUGGCGAUGAUGUUCGGCUCCCAAUCGAGAACAGACGCGUUGUUUUCGCUGACUCGCGGGGGUUGCCCUUAACUGCCGUGCGGGUGUUUUCUGACGCAGAGGAGCGGCCCGACCUCGACCCGCUGCCGUCGCUGCAGGGUUUGGGGCGCAUGACAGAGGAAGGCUACAGCUGCACCGUCAGCACCUGCUGCCCAGGAACGCGGCUCAAACUGGGCUUCCCGCAGCCUUCCGCUGACUUCCGGGCCUUUCGCGCCAAGCUGGCAGAGCGCAUGGUUAUCCUGGAGAACUGCAGUGUUACUGAACAGGCCCUUCGUGGUACCGUGCGAGUCAGGAAUAACUGUUUUCAGAAGGAAGUGCGAGUACGGAUCACUUUUGACUCGUGGCAGAGCUACAGAGACGUGACCUGUGCGCACAUGCAGGAGCGCUUCGGAGGGCCUCAGACGGACGUCUUCGAAUUCGACUUGGCCGUUCCCAAAGUGCUAGAUGCCAAAAGGAGGAUAGAAUUCUGUUUAAGUUAUUUGCCGGGAGGCCACAGGGAGCCUUUCUGGGACAAUAACGGCGGACGGAAUUACAGCAUUGACGUGUGCGUGAGCUCACACCUCAGUAGCGGGAAGAAUCCGAGUAAAAGGUCGUGACUUACGCCAGCUAGACAACAAUGGUCCUGGGUAAACAUAAGGGGGAAUGUACUUUUAUUAUAUUUUUGAAUUUUAUUUUCCAUAAAUAUCCACCCCAUUAAAUACAUCUUUAAAACGGA
Gasterosteus aculeatus aculeatus (three-spined stickleback) is the source of this 1564-nucleotide messenger RNA. RefSeq names its product protein phosphatase 1 regulatory subunit 3C2, duplicate b (gene ppp1r3c2b). Gene Ontology annotation, molecular function: glycogen binding; protein phosphatase 1 binding. Gene Ontology annotation, biological process: regulation of glycogen biosynthetic process. The record is from RefSeq and is a predicted model, not a curated record. NCBI's taxonomy places the organism in Eukaryota, Metazoa, Chordata, Actinopteri, Perciformes, Gasterosteidae. Gene Ontology annotation, cellular component: protein phosphatase type 1 complex.